CUGUGGGUCACAUGUUGUCUCAGGUGCAGAGCUGCCUGCUCUCCACCCAGCCGGUGCCUGCAGCCCGGCUGCCCUGCAGAGUGAAGGUGUCUGCUGGGAAACGCUAUGCCUGGUGUGCCUGUGGACACAGUAAGAAACAGUCACUCUCAAAUCGUAGAGCGACACCCGCCUCCUGAUUGGCUCAGCGGCUGACAUGUGACACAGGAAGUGGAUUUCACUGAUCGGGUCGGUCGCAGCUGUCAGACCGUGAAAUGUUUGUGUGUAAUCGCCUGUUGUGUUAUUGUUGUGUGUGUGUGUUUGACUGAGCUCUUACUCUCUACACAGCUCAGACUGGUGCCGCCUCUCCCUGAGUGUCUGUGUGUGUGUGUCUGUGAGCAGCAGCAGUGUCAGUGGUGGAGUCCCAUCUGUCAGGGGAGGCAUCAUGAACUCGCUGGUGACCAAGUUAGAUCACAUGUGGAUCAGCUUCACCUUCAGACAACCUCGGCUCCCGUCUGCAGCGGCUCCCAAGGUGCAGCUCUCCACCCUCCCUCCGGAUCCUGUCAUCCCCUCUAAGAAGCCUUUCAAAGUGGAGCUGGUUGGUGGAAAGCGUUAUUCCUGGUGCACCUGUGGGCAAAGUAGGAAACAGCCUUUCUGUGAUGGAGCCCAUAAACUGAAAGCCCCGGGCCUGACCCCGCUACGUUUUGUUCCAGAGAAGGACACCGCUGCUUGGUUGUGCGGCUGCAAAUACACCAACAACCCACCGUACUGCGAUGGCACGCACAAGCAGGACUUCAUUGUAUCUGCAACACUACACGAGCAAAGUGACUCGUAAACCAGCAGGAUCAUUGCCAAAUGAUUUUUGGUUUUGGUUAUAAACCUCCUGCUGGUCAAGGAGCAUUUACUUUACACAUUUUUUGCACAUCAGUAUGGUCCUUGAACACAGCUCACAUGACAUGAUCUGCCAUGUCGGGUGUCUGAAUAUUCUCAGUAUUUCAAGCACUACAUGGGAUGUAUUCUGGGAAAGAUUUGUGAAGUAAAUCUAGGGAAUGGUGUACCUGAAGAAAAGUGUCUCUGUCAGCUAAACACUGAUGUAUGUGAAUGAAGCAAUUUAUGAAUUCAUCCUAUAGAGACAAAGGCAGGGUGUAACUCUGUUUUCUCUUAUAUCCGUUUGGAUAUGUGUUCAUAUGCUUUUCUUUAUUGAAAUGAAAUGCACUGCAUAAACACUGAACUGUCAGAUUGUCCUACCAGUAAAUAAGUUCCUACUGUAUCCACCAAUAAAUACUACAUCUUUAUAA
Molecule: messenger RNA, 1274 nt
Organism: Platichthys flesus (European flounder)
Lineage: Eukaryota; Metazoa; Chordata; Actinopteri; Pleuronectiformes; Pleuronectidae
Product: CDGSH iron-sulfur domain-containing protein 3, mitochondrial-like
Exons: 4
Coding region: 422-811 (129 amino acids)
Cellular component (GO): intracellular membrane-bounded organelle
Molecular function (GO): 2 iron, 2 sulfur cluster binding
Source: RefSeq, a predicted model, not a curated record